Messenger RNA from Penicillium samsonianum, 228 nucleotides. RefSeq names its product fructosyl amino acid oxidase. Lineage: Eukaryota; Fungi; Ascomycota; Eurotiomycetes; Eurotiales; Aspergillaceae. The record is from RefSeq and is a predicted model, not a curated record. The transcript has 2 exons. The coding region runs from base 1 to 228 and encodes 75 amino acids.
AUGCCUGUUCGGCAGGCGAUCGGAAAAUCAAUCGUCUCCACUGGGGUGAGUGGAGAGAAAGAUGCGGCUGGAGUGCGGAAGGUUCUUUAUGGUCACUCUGCUGAGUCCAUCAUCGGAUUCCUACGCUGCACUGGAGUCGAGUUGGAUGAUGGCUCCCAUGUCUUUGCGGACUUGGUUAUCCUUGCCGCCGGUGCGUGGACGCCAUCUGUCGUUGAUCUCGAAGGUUGA